CGUCUCCUCCAGUUAGCUGUCCGGCUGCAUGCGCUCUUAUAUUAUUAGAUCAUUUUUUAUUUAUUUAUUUUAAAUUGUUCUUUCUAACCAGUGUUAUUGAUUGACCUCGACUGGACUAUUGGCAUUCUAGACUAGAGGCAUCUCUUGUAGAGCGCCCUGUGAGGAGCCUGUUGAGGCAGAGAUCCAAGCGCAGCAGAGGAUCAGCAGCAGCCACGCCGUCUACAUCAGCGAAGCCCGUGGACACCAACGAUUUGAUUCCCAUUCACUGAAGAAAAAAACGUCACCAUGAGCAAACAUGAGAUGGGAAGGUUUAACAUUGCUCCUGACGAGGACAGCAUGAGCUCAAACAGCAACGACGACUUCAAUUAUCCGCAAUAUCCGGCCAAGAAGCUCUCUGUUAAAGGCCAUUAUGAUAUGGAUCCAGAAAACCAGAAUUUUCUGCUCGAACCCACUCUGGCAAAAAAGAAAUGCGAGACGGAAUAUCUCCCAGGUACUACAUCGUUUGGCAUGUCCGUAUUUAACCUCAGUAAUGCCAUCGUUGGAAGUGGAAUUCUGGGUCUUUCAUAUGCCAUGGCUAACACCGGGAUUGCACUUUUCAUGAUCCUACUCUCCUCUGUGUGCCUAUUUUCUCUAUACUCCAUUCACUUAUUACUGAAGACUGCAAAUGAAGGAGGUUCUUUAUUAUACGAGCAACUGGGAUUUAAAGCAUUUGGUAUUUUUGGAAAAAUUGCAGCUUCUGGAUCAAUCACCAUGCAGAAUAUUGGAGCUAUGUCUAGCUACCUCUACAUAGUGAAAUACGAACUGCCGAUUGUGAUCAAAGAAUUAAUUGGCCCAAGUGUUGAUCCUAAUGCAUGGUACUUAGAUGGAAAUUAUUUGGUUGUGAUGGUCUCUCUAUUCCUCAUUCUUCCUUUGUCACUAUUAAGAAACUUGGGAUACCUGGGCUACACAAGUGGCUUUUCCCUGUUGUGUAUGGUCUUCUUCCUGAUUGUUGUGAUCUACAAGAAAUUUCAGAUCCAAUGUGGUUCUUGGAUUGAAAAUGAUGCCAUGAACAUGACUUUGAAUAACACAAUAUACUAUCUCGCAACAGAAGGCCACAUGCACAAUGCAGAGCUCAACCAGACACACCAUGAUGACCUAUGCACACCAAAAUACUUUGUAUUUAACUCUCAGACAGUGUAUGCUGUGCCCAUCCUGACCUUCUCCUUUGUCUGUCAUCCAGCUGUCCUUCCCAUCUACCAGGAACUUAAAGGACGCAGUCGUAAAAGGAUGAUGAAUGUUUCAAAUGUGUCAUUCUUUGCCAUGUUUCUCAUGUAUCUGUUGGCGGCUGUUUUUGGAUACUUGACUUUUUAUGGAAAUGUUGAACCAGAGCUGUUACACACAUACUCAAAGAUUGCAGGAGGAGUCAUUUUUGUAGUUGUGCGUCUAGCUGUUCUUAUUGCUGUCACCUUAACUGUUCCUAUUGUUAUUUUCCCGAUCCGCAGCUCCAUCACCCAGCUGUUGUUUUCAGGAAAGGACUUUGCAUGGUGGCGUCAUAUUUUGAUCACCUUUGUGAUUCUGGCAUUCACCAAUGUUCUUGUCAUCUUUGUUCCUACCAUAAGAGACAUCUUUGGAUUUAUUGGUGCCUCUGCUGCGUCUAUGCUGAUUUUCAUCCUCCCAUCUGCUUUUUAUGUGAAGUUAGUGAAGAAGGAACCCAUAAAUUCUCCUCAAAAAAUUGGAGCUAUUUUGUUUCUUAGCUGUGGAUUUGUGGUGAUGAUUGGAAGCAUGGCCCUCAUUAUCGUUGACUGGGUGCACGUUGGAUCUUCUGACGGCCACUAGGUGACUUGGUGAGGAAUGUAGCACUUUGCUUAAAGUGGAUCUGUUCACUCCCAAGCUUUCUACUGAAAAUGAAAACCAUUUACUUGCAGUUUCACUUCCUUCAAGAUACCAUUAUUUGUAGAACUACAGAACACUUGAGACAUUUAGUUCUACACCUCUAAAAGGACAAUACCACCCUUAAUCUUAAGGGUGACACAUGAGGAAGUAAUUUCAUUCCAUUCUGGAGAAUGGCAAAAUUAUCUAGACUUUACUGAAGCCACAUGGAUGGCUGUUGUCAAUUACUGUUACUUGUUUGUUAAUACUUGAAUGUGCCUACAGGAACCAUUUGAUGUGAGUAAAUGUUAUAUUGCUAUACUGUUAACAUGGCAAGUGGACACAAUCCCCUUUUUAUGAACCAAAAAUGCUCAGCAGAGUCAAGCACUUCUAAGGGGAAGAAUCCACAAACUGUGCUUAUGUUUAGAAAUCCUUGUUGGUUUCCUUCAGUAUCUUUCAACAUAAUCAGUAUUUUACUAAUAUUUUGUCAUGUGGCACAAAAUAACCAUUCAGAAAGUCUGACUGAAAGAAGACUGCUCAAGAUUUGUUCCAGACAGUCACUAUUGAACCUCUUUGGAUAUUGCAGGUUACUGGCAUUUUAUUGUUUGCGAAGCUUAAAAUACUGCAUUUAGCACUGACAUAAAAGCCUUGUAUAAGAAAUUU
Molecule: messenger RNA, 2511 nt
Organism: Bufo bufo (common toad)
Lineage: Eukaryota; Metazoa; Chordata; Amphibia; Anura; Bufonidae
Product: sodium-coupled neutral amino acid transporter 2-like
Exons: 16
Coding region: 286-1815 (509 amino acids)
Biological process (GO): L-glutamine transport; amino acid transmembrane transport
Molecular function (GO): L-glutamine transmembrane transporter activity
Source: RefSeq, a predicted model, not a curated record